GUGGUUGGUUUUUAUAUUAGUAUGUAGAAUUCAUAAAUAAGGGAAUAUAGAGGACUGCUUACUCUUUUUCACUUAUGUUGCCAUUAACGGUAGUCUGUUUCUGUUCUUUUCAAGAUGUCACUGGAUUAGGAAUUUAAAAGCAUAAUUUGUCUUUAAUAUUUGUCAGGAAGAAAAUAAUGAACCUGUAUCACCAAACUAGCCAGUACUUGCCUCAUUUUGCAGCUCUUUGACCUUGGGCAAGUUGCUUGGUCUCUCUGAACUUGAUUUUCGUCUUCUAUGAAAACAGGGAAGUAGCUGCUUCACUGAGAUUGUGUUAUGGGUUAAAUGCAGUUAUUUUAUAUAUAACUAUAGUUGCUCGAUAAAAGGUAUAGGUUAUUGUUAGCAGUAUCACCUGUAUCCUCUUCAGCUCUUCUCUGUGGCAUGAGUUGGUUCUUAACAUUUCCAUAGCUGCUGUUUCAGUCUGGUCUCUACUUAGUCACCUUGGUCUCUGGCCUGGAGAAUUUAUGCUCUUUCAUAUCUUAACAUCUUCUAUACUCUCAAGAUCUUGCAUAUUAGGAGAUGAUAUUUGGAUAUUGAAAUAAAUUAUGAAGUAGUUGCAGGGGUAGGAGAGAAAGCCCCCAUCUACUGGUCACUUUAAAGUCACAGAAACCAGGUUCAUCCCUCUCCCUCAUUCUCUCCAUCACUUUUCUUGUUUGUCCUCUCGUCCUCUCUGUCACUGCGACCACCACGCUGUGGUUACACCACUCUCUCUCCUGCUCACCUGGUCCUGUGGCAGGUGUUCAGUCUGACUAAAAAAUCCUUCCUGUGGUGGGGUGGUGUGCUGUGGUGUGAAGACCCUGGCAUCGUAGAUGAGCGAGUGGGGUUGGUAACUCCUGUGCCUCUUCCUAGUCUAUGACCCUGUCUUUAGUCUUAGUGCUCUCAUUUUUAAAAGAAUUGUAAUACCAAGUUUGCUUAAAAGAUGUGAAAAUUAAACGUGAUCAGUACUUAGUGUGUAAUCAGUACUAAAUAUCAGUCUUUAGUCUUAGUGCUCUCAUUUUUAAAAGAAUUGUAAUACCAAGUUUGCUUAAAAGAUGUGAAAAUUAGAUGUAAUCAAUACUUAGUGUGUAGAAUAUAAUUGUAGGUUACUAAUGAAGGUAGCUUUUAUUUUGUAACUUUUGAGAGCCAUAAGUUCCAAGAUGGACUCAGUGUGCUUGGAUUAUUUGUACAGUCUAUUAGUCGAUGGCUCAGAUUAAACUCCAGUCCGUUCUCACGGGAGUGUGUCAGAUAUGCUUGCUGGUGGAUGUGCUCUUAUCCUUCUCAUCAUGACAGUGGUCCUUUACAGUCUUGGUCUCUUAGUAAUGGUGGAGGCUGGGGAUAUUUUUUCAUGUGUUCUAGUUGAUUUAGUUGCUUGUUUCCUCUGUUCUUUUCCUAGCUUGCUUGUGUUUUUCUGGAGCCCCUUUCUUCCCAGUGUUCCCUGGGGUCAGAGUUCACACUGGUGAAUGAUGUGUUUUCAGUGGAGCAUAGAAGAGGUCACUUGAACUCUGGCUACUAUUAGGAGCCUGAAAGUAAACCUAGAGACAAAGCCAUCAUCAAGAGUAGCAUGUUAGAAAUGAAACAACUGUCCUGGGGCAUCACUGGACACAAAUAAGCCUCUUGUUCUCCUCAGCCUUUGUUAAGCUAUUGUUUUCAGAAGUUAGUGACUUCAUAAACAAAGCCUCGGUCAUUUUCACUGUUAAGUAAAAUACUUGAUUUUUGAUUGGUUUAUACAAGUGUACUACUAACAAAAUUACCCACAUUUAGGAAAGCUAUAACUGUAGAGUCUCAGUGUGUCUUAUGUAUGUUCAGAGAACAAAGGCACCAGGAGCCUAGUUACUAAUUAUCUUACUGCUAAAGUGGAAUGUGUUCAGACAGCUAAAUUUUUGAGAUGACCUUGACUAUCUCACAGUUUGAAUGGAAAAACUAAGUAGCUCUGCAUUUUAAAAAGUUGCUAGUACAGAUUGUAAGGGUGUUUUCUGUCCGUCUUCUUUAGUAUGAGUUUAUUACUCGCUUAUGUUUUGAAACUAAGAAGGGAAAUCAUGCCUCUUGGAUCCCUCAAUAUUCCCUAAGCUAAUUUUAAAGAAUGUGCCUACCUCAAAUUCUUGAUUUUAUGUUUUCGAGAGAGUUUUUAAAAUUUAUACACUUACUAUGAGAGUACCAACCAGGAAAAAUAUUUUACAACAAAAAUAUUUGGGUACCUAUAGACAUAGAGACAUAGAUAGAUCAGGAUUUUUUUUCCAGAAAGGAUUUUUAUUUCAUCAAAGUAAUUAUUUUAACUCUAAGGUCAUAAAGAAUUAGGUUAGUAAAAUGACAAAGGCAUGACUUUGAAAACAAAAAUGGUUUGAGAAGCCAUCUACAGACAUGAUCUGGGUCAGACUUGAUUUGCAGCUUACUCGAUUUUAGAAUCGGUUGUCAGUUUUGUAAACAGAAGACUGCUGGAUGAAUUGAACAGAAGGGUGAGAUUAGCAUAUUAAUAAGUUACUGGCUACUGGCCUUCUUUUUCUCCUCCCUCUUUUCCCUCCCUCUUUCUCUUUCCCUGAAUGAAUCUAGGAACACAGACCCAUGGGGUCACAUUACUAGCUGGUUUCAUUCUGUUCAGUAGCUUAAUCUAGCCAGGAUGGUCUGUGUUUCAGAUUGCGGAAGCAUGAGAAGAUUCUGUAACUGAGAGGCAUUCUUCAAGCUGCUGGAAAAUAUUACAGAAGGAACACCUUCCAAAUUUUGCUUCAAGCUCUGAAAAAAGGAGCACACAGGGGAACCUUAGUCUUGCUUGUGGAUCGAAGCAAAUACUAUCACAGCGAGGAACUGGGACUUUGUGUGCGGACUCCUGGCUUGAUCUUUAUAGGAUUGGGUGUAUGUUGUUGGAACUGGCAGGCCAAGAGGCCCUGAAACCAGCAGGUGCCAUCUAUAUGGAGAAAAGCGGCUGUAGUCCAUUUCCAGUGUGUUGGGCUAAAGAAUAUGACAGAUACCUAGCAUCUAGCAAAAUAAUGGCAGCUGCUUACCUUGACCCCAACUUGAAUCACACGCCAAAUUCGAGUACUAAGACUCACCUGGGUACUGGUAUGGAACGUUCUCCUGGUGCGAUGGAGCGAGUAUUAAAGGUCUUUCAUUAUUUUGAAAGCAAUAGUGAGCCAACCACCUGGGCCAGUAUUAUCAGGCAUGGAGAUGCUACUGAUGUCAGGGGCAUCAUUCAGAAGAUAGUGGACAGUCACAAAGUAAAGCAUGUGGCCUGCUAUGGAUUCCGCCUCAGUCACCUGCGGUCAGAGGAGGUUCACUGGCUUCACGUGGAUAUGGGCGUCUCCAGUGUGAGGGAGAAGUAUGAGCUUGCCCACCCACCAGAGGAGUGGAAAUAUGAAUUGAGAAUUCGUUAUUUGCCAAAAGGAUUUCUAAACCAGUUUACUGAAGAUAAGCCAACUUUGAAUUUCUUCUAUCAACAGGUGAAGAGCGAUUAUAUGUUAGAGAUAGCUGAUCAAGUGGACCAGGAAAUUGCUUUGAAGUUGGGUUGUCUAGAAAUACGGCGAUCAUACUGGGAGAUGCGGGGCAAUGCACUAGAAAAGAAGUCUAACUAUGAAGUAUUAGAAAAAGAUGUUGGUUUAAAGCGAUUUUUUCCUAAGAGUUUACUGGAUUCUGUCAAGGCCAAAACACUAAGAAAACUGAUCCAACAAACAUUCAGACAAUUUGCCAACCUUAAUAGAGAAGAAAGUAUUCUGAAAUUCUUUGAGAUCCUGUCUCCAGUCUACAGAUUUGAUAAGGAAUGCUUCAAGUGUGCUCUUGGUUCAAGCUGGAUUAUUUCAGUGGAACUGGCAAUCGGCCCAGAAGAAGGGAUCAGUUACCUAACGGACAAGGGCUGCAAUCCCACACAUCUUGCUGACUUCACUCAAGUGCAAACCAUUCAGUAUUCAAACAGUGAAGACAAGGACAGAAAAGGAAUGCUACAACUAAAAAUAGCAGGUGCACCCGAGCCUCUGACAGUGACGGCACCAUCCCUAACCAUUGCGGAGAAUAUGGCUGACCUAAUAGAUGGGUACUGCCGGCUGGUGAAUGGAGCCUCGCAGUCAUUUAUCAUCAGACCCCAGAAAGAAGGUGAACGGGCUUUGCCAUCGAUACCAAAGUUGGCCAACAGUGAAAAGCAAGGCAUGCGAACACACGCCGUCUCUGUGUCAGGAGUCAGUCACUGCCAACAUAAAGUUAAGAAAGCUAGGCGCUUUCUCCCUUUGGUCUUCUGUUCCCAUGAUCCUCCUUCUACGGAUGAAAUUAGUGGGGACGAAACAGAUGAUUAUGCUGAGAUUAUAGAUGAAGAAGAUACUUACACCAUGCCCUCAAAAAGCUAUGGAAUAGAUGAAGCCAGGGAUUAUGAGAUUCAAAGAGAAAGAAUAGAACUUGGACGAUGUAUUGGAGAAGGCCAAUUUGGAGAUGUACAUCAAGGCGUUUAUAUGAGCCCAGAGAAUCCAGCUUUGGCGGUUGCAAUUAAAACAUGUAAAAACUGUACUUCGGACAGCGUGAGAGAGAAAUUUCUUCAAGAAGCCUUAACAAUGCGUCAGUUUGACCAUCCUCAUAUUGUGAAGCUGAUUGGAGUCAUCACAGAGAAUCCUGUCUGGAUAAUCAUGGAGCUGUGCACACUUGGAGAGCUGAGGUCAUUUUUGCAAGUAAGGAAAUACAGUUUGGAUCUAGCAUCUUUGAUCCUGUAUGCCUAUCAGCUUAGUACAGCUCUUGCAUAUCUAGAGAGCAAAAGAUUUGUACACAGGGACAUUGCUGCUCGGAAUGUUCUGGUGUCCUCAAAUGAUUGUGUAAAAUUAGGAGACUUUGGAUUAUCCCGAUAUAUGGAAGAUAGUACUUACUACAAAGCUUCCAAAGGAAAAUUGCCUAUUAAAUGGAUGGCUCCAGAGUCAAUCAAUUUUCGACGUUUUACCUCAGCUAGUGACGUAUGGAUGUUUGGUGUGUGUAUGUGGGAGAUACUGAUGCAUGGUGUGAAGCCUUUUCAAGGAGUGAAGAACAAUGAUGUAAUCGGUCGAAUUGAAAAUGGGGAAAGAUUACCAAUGCCUCCAAAUUGUCCUCCUACCCUCUACAGCCUUAUGACGAAAUGUUGGGCCUAUGACCCCAGCAGGCGGCCCAGGUUUACUGAACUUAAAGCUCAGCUCAGCACAAUCCUGGAGGAAGAGAAGGCUCAGCAAGAAGAGCGCAUGAGGAUGGAGUCCAGAAGACAGGCCACAGUGUCCUGGGACUCCGGAGGGUCUGAUGAAGCGCCGCCCAAGCCCAGCAGACCGGGUUAUCCUAGUCCGAGGUCCAGCGAAGGAUUUUAUCCCAGCCCACAGCACAUGGUACAAACCAAUCAUUACCAGGUUUCUGGCUACCCUGGUUCACAUGGAAUCACAGCCAUGGCUGGCAGCAUCUAUCCAGGUCAGGCAUCUCUUUUGGACCAAACAGAUUCAUGGAAUCAUAGACCUCAGGAGAUAGCAAUGUGGCAGCCCAAUGUGGAGGACUCUACAGCACUGGACCUGCGAGGGAUUGGGCAAGUGUUGCCAACUCAUCUGAUGGAAGAGCGGCUAAUCCGACAGCAACAGGAAAUGGAAGAAGAUCAGCGCUGGCUGGAAAAAGAGGAAAGAUUUCUGAAACCUGAUGUGAGACUCUCUCGAGGCAGUAUUGACAGGGAGGAUGGAAGUCUUCAGGGUCCGAUUGGAAACCAACAUAUAUAUCAGCCUGUGGGUAAACCAGAUCCUGCAGCUCCACCAAAGAAACCGCCUCGCCCUGGAGCUCCCGGUCAUCUGGGAAGCCUUGCCAGCCUCAGCAGCCCUGCUGACAGCUACAACGAGGGUGUCAAGCCAUGGAGGCUUCAGCCCCAGGAAAUCAGCCCCCCUCCUACUGCCAACCUGGACCGGUCGAAUGAUAAGGUGUAUGAGAAUGUGACAGGCCUGGUGAAAGCUGUCAUCGAGAUGUCCAGUAAAAUCCAGCCAGCCCCACCAGAGGAGUACGUCCCUAUGGUGAAGGAAGUCGGCUUGGCCCUGAGGACGUUAUUGGCCACUGUGGAUGAGACCAUUCCCCUCCUACCAGCCAGCACCCACCGAGAGAUUGAGAUGGCGCAGAAACUAUUGAACUCUGACCUGGGAGAGCUCAUCAACAAGAUGAAACUGGCCCAGCAGUAUGUCAUGACCAGCCUCCAGCAAGAGUACAAAAAGCAAAUGCUGACUGCUGCUCACGCCCUGGCUGUGGAUGCUAAAAACUUACUCGAUGUCAUUGACCAAGCAAGACUGAAAAUGCUUGGGCAGACGAGACCACACUGAGCCUCCCCUAGGAGCACGUCUUGCUACCCUCUUUUGAAGAUGUUCUCUAGCCUUCCACCAGCAGCGAGGAAUUAACCCUGUGUCCUCAGUCGCCAGCACUUACAGCUCCAACUUUUUUGAAUGACCAUCUGGUUGAAAAUCGUUCUCAUAUAAGUUUAACCACACUUUAAUUUGGGUUCAUUUUUUGUUUUGUUUUUUUCAAUCAUGAUAUUCAGAAAAGUCCAGGAUCCAAAAUGUGGCAUUUUUAUAAGAAUGAAAAUUGUACGUAAGCUUUUAAGCAUCAUGAAGAACAGUUUAUGUUCACAUUAAGAUACGUUCUAAUAGGGGAUGGCCAAGGGGUGACAUCUUAAUUCCUAAACUACCUUAGCUGCAUAGUGGAAGAGGAGAGCAUGAAGCAAAGAAUUCCAGGAAACCCAAGAGGCUGAGAAUUCUUUUGUCUACCAUAGAAUUAUUAUCCAGACUGGAAUUUUUAUUUGUUAGAACACCCUUCAGUUGCAAUAUGCUAAUCCCACUUUACAAAGAAUAUAAAAGCUAUAUUUUGAAGACUUGAGUUAUUUCAGAAAAAACUACAGCCCUUUUUGUCUUACCUGCCUUUUACUUUCGUGUGGAUAUGUGAAGCAUUGGGUCGGGAACUAGCUGUAGAACACAACUAAAAACUCUUGUCUUUUUUCACAGAAUAAUGUGCCAGUUUUUUGUAGCAAUGUUAUUUCUCUUGGAAGCAGACAUGCUUUGUACCAGAGCACCUCCAAACUGCAUUGAGGAGAAGUUCCAGAACCAUCCCCUUUUUCCAUUUUUGUAUAAUUUAUAAAGAAAGAUUAAAGCCAUGUUGACUAUUUUACAGCCACUGGAGUUAACUAACCCUUCCUUGUAUCUGUCUUCCCAGGAGAGAAUGAAGCAAAACAGGAAUUUGGUUUUCUUUUGAUGUCCAGUUACACCAUCCAUUCUGUUAAUUUUGAAAAAAUAUACCCUCCCUUUAGUUUGUUGGGGGAUAUAAAUUAUUCUCAGGAAGAAUAUAAUGAACUGUACAGUUACUUUGACCUAUUAAAAAGGUGUUACCAGUAAA
Molecule: messenger RNA, 7353 nt
Organism: Nomascus leucogenys (northern white-cheeked gibbon)
Lineage: Eukaryota; Metazoa; Chordata; Mammalia; Primates; Hylobatidae
Source: RefSeq, a predicted model, not a curated record